UCGAGCUCCAGUGAGCGCGAGGUUUGUUUAGUUCGUAGCAGUAGUGCUAAUAGCUAACUCACUAACUUACUUUCGAACUAACUAGCAGUUAAUGUUGCAGAUUUGUCAUUUGUGAUGAACUUAAACACGGUCAUAGCUCGUCAUGGUGUGCCUUAUGAAAAACCCUAGGAAUUGCUCAGAUUACAUGGUAUGGAUUCACCCUUAAAAAAUAUGUACGACACUUUCAAGGAUGACAUCUGGAAAGAACUGGGACCACUGGACCCCAACUGGUUUGAUGUGCUGACAGCUCAGGGAUGCACAAAUGGGGAAACUUUCUUUGAUCAAGAUGGAAAUUUUAAAACAAUCCCUGAAAAGCCUGCAGCAGAGAGCCAACUGUUCUCAACACCAAAAGUUUUCAGACACUAUAGAGUUGUGUCACCUGAGAAUGACCAGUCCUUCACCAUUCCACAAGACAAAGAAGUUUUACCACAGACAGCAAGAAGUCCAUGUUUGUUUGGGGUAUCAGAAGAAGGGACAAGGAUGUUCAAAUUAUAUGGAGGCAUUCCGCCUCAAAGUCCAGAUGGUUUUGGCCUUUAUCAUACACUACAAAAGUCUCCAGUCAGUUUUGCCAAGCAUAUAUCUGAAAGUCUUGGUGCACAGAUUCAUCCAGAUUUAUCAUGGAGCAGUUCUCUGAAUACCCCACCACCAGUGUCAUCCACCCUCAUUCUGUCUAAAGCUGAUGAGAGUCCCCACCCAGUGAGUCUUUGUGCAGAACAAAAUGUUUUUUUUGUACGAAAGCUUUUCCCUUCACUUUCAUCUAGAGUUCCUGUUGUCUCAACAAAAAAUGGUUAUCUGCCCACCCUUGAGCAAGCAGAUGGAGAUCCUGUUGAGAAGCUUCAAAGUUCACCACACCAGCCUGACAGUGUCUGGAGACAGACUGUACCCGCUGCUAUUAAGGAUAGAGAUAUUAAAAGCGCAGUGACUAGUGUGCUAGAUGGAACUGAAGAUGUUCUUUCUAUAUUCUUCUCCAACACUAUUUCAUCACUGAGAAAAGUGAAAGCUGACAGAAACAAAAGGAGGCCAAGCAUUUUGACGAAAGGAGAUAGCUGCAGCUCUACAAACAUGAUGACUGCAAGCAGUGUGUCACCAAGCGAACAGAACACAAUUGAUCAGAAACCUAAUGGAGUUCCUGCAUCUCCACAGUUGAAAUGUCCAGAAAAAACUGAAGACAUUGAAAUCACCCAGUGGUCUCCAAUGAAUUUAUCUGACAUUACACACUGUACUGUGAAUACAACUUUCCAUAAUAAUUGUCCUGCUAAAGAAGAAGAAGACAAAGUUCCACCAGAACAACUGGGAAAUAGCUUUGCGUCUACCCUGCAAGGCAGGCCAUCAGUGAAAAACACAGAUGUGAAAUUUGCUAAGAAGAGGAGAAAAUUUGUUUACACUGUUGGCAGUGUGAAGUCUCAAGCAGCUUCUCAGAAAACAGACUUACCACCACGGAUUCACGUUUCUGAACCAGAAGUGAUUCCCAAGCAGAGUGAGAAGGCCUUGGAUGAAGUGGAUUGUUACAGUGAUGACAAGAAAACCUUAGAUAUCAACAACAAAAUUAAAAAACUUGGAAAUUUCACUGAAGAAGGUCCACUACCCUCAGUACAAGAUAAAGUCCAGGAUGUUGAAAUGUCACAGCUUUGCAGAGCUUUUGCACAAGACCUCAGUCAAAUGUUAGACACUGGAAAACCGAGUAACGCUGCAGAGCAUGAACUUCGAAAUGGCUUCUCUCCAUUUGCUUGUCUGUCAGCUUUGAAACAAGCAAAGCAAAAUUCAAGCCAAAUGCUUGCAAACUUUGGCUGUGAUUGUAAUACAGUUGGUAAGAGAACAUCUAUUUCUCCUGCUAAUCCAAGUAACUUUGUCAUUCAAAGCUCAAAAAGUGACAGUGGAUUUCAGUCUGCUGUAUUAGAUAACAGUCACAUGUCUGCAUCAUCAGCACUUUACCCCAGCUCAGAGAAAGGUGUUCAGAGUCACCAGUCAGCAGACUUUAAAAUGGACACCCACAGGACUACUCUAUUUAAGUUUGUAAUUACAGAAAAGGACAAUGCUCAAUUGGGUGAUAGUUUCCAAGGAACUGAAACAAAUGCGAAGUUUCCCAACAUAGACCAGGAAAAGGAGAUGCUGAGCCUUGGAAUACAGAGUGACCAGGAAAAGGAAAUGCUGAGCCUUGGAGUAAAGAGUGCGGUCAGUGCAGACAGCAUAUCCGUACAGCUGAAUGGCACUGGAGAAGGGCACCCCACCACUGUAAAAUGUUUCCCACCCAGUGAUCAAAUUUGUGACAGUAUGCUGCAGAAAACUCCACAUUCCUUUCCUUCUGUGGAGGCUUCAGGAUUCAGAACGGCUUCCAGUAACUAUAUAAAGGUUUCCUUGGCAAACCUCAAGAGAGCCAGGCAUCUUUUUGAAGAGAAUGAAGGUGAAAACCUUUCUGAAGACCAAGUCACCAAAUCUAUGCAUCAGAGCAAUGCCAAAAUUAGCACUGUUGUUGGAUCAGGGAAAAAUAAAAACUCAAAUCAUCCAACAUGUUCAGCUAAAAAACCUGAAGACUACUUAACAGCUUCACAAAAAGCUGAUGUGACAGAGCUGUGCAGUCUGUUGGAAGAAGCAGACACUCAGUUUGAAUUUACACAGUUCAAAGCUACCAAACUAAACCAACGUUGCAAAGGUAAUGCCACAUCUUCUCAGGAAGCUGACAAAGAAGUUGACCCUGAUUUUCUUUCAGGAAUAGAUUUUGAUGACAGCUUCGAUUUAGAUGCUGAAAAGCACUUUGAAAAAGCAACUGACAAAAUGGCCUCUAUUUCUCAUCAUAAAUGUAACCAUGAACCACUGAUUACUUUAAAUAAAGCCAGAAGUCCUUCAGAGUCAAAUGCAGUCAAAGAUGAAAAUUCCUCCACUGAAGAUGUGCAUCUAUCUUCUAAGCAUAGUCCUGAAUGCAGUAGCAGGACUGCAUUAAAGGAACCUGUAAAUCUUGACAGAGCUGGAUAUACUACAACAAACAAGCCUGAGAACAAAAAUCCCUCAGUGCUUGGUUUGGGAUUUAAAACUGCAGGAGGAAACAACUUGAAAGUUUCAAAAGUAGGUCUGAGCAAAGCAGUGGCUUUGUUUGCCGAUUUAGAGAAUCCCAUGACAGUCCCAGAAACUGGUGGCAGCAGUCAGAAUCAGAAAUCACCAGACCAGCAAAGUCUUGAAAGUGUUACUCAUAAUGAGCUUCAGCAAAGUGUGGCUAAAGACACUGGUAAAAUUUUGUGUAGUAGAGAGGAUGAGUGUAAUUUCAACGGAAGUAGCUUGGAGAGAGAUCCAGUCUGUUUUUGCAACCUGACAGACAAGCAUUCCUCAUUUUGUACAAAUGAUGAACUUGCAAUGGACCUUUUUGGAAUCAAUAAAAUUGUUUCAAAUACCUCUCAAAUGGGCUUCCAGACAGCAAGUGGGAAAGGGAUUUCCAUUUCUGCUAAAGCGAUGCAAGAGGCAAAUACUUUCUUCAAAGACUCUGACCUUAAGUACAGUGGAGCUGGUAUGUCAGGAAUACAAAGAGUCGGUGAGAAAAAUCUUCUGACAUAUGCAAAUGUUCAGCAUAUGAAAGUGAACAAUUCUGAGGAAUCUCUACAGGGAUCCAUUGUGUGUGAACAUGUAGAUAUUGGAUUAGGUACUGCUCAUGAAAAACAUCAAGAUGAUGCUGAAGUACCCAGUGUUGCAUAUAAGCAUCCAAUGGCUAUGACAAAUGCAUCCUUCUACAUAAAUCAGUCUUCAACACCAAAGUCUCUUUCUUCAUCUCUGUGUACAUCAAAUAUUGGUUCCUCUGUUACUGCUGGAAAGAGCAGUUGUGGAUUCAGCACAGCAAGUGGGAAGAAAGUGUAUGUGUCAGCUAAUGCAAUGGCAAAAGCAAAGUCUCUUUUGAAUGAAAGUGAUAUGAUUGAGGCCGGUGACAGCCACCUGAAACUAGAUGACACUUCAAGAGUAAGUCAUCCAAUUAGCAUAAUUCAGGCUUCACCACAGCAAAAUGCUGGUUUUCAAACAGCAAGCGGCAAAGGCAUUUCAGUUUCAUCUGCAGCUCUUCAGAAAGCAAAAUCUUUUUUGAGUGAAUGGGAUGUUGAGGACAAAGACGAAACCCCCCAUUCCAGUGUUCUGUAUCCCCCACCAAGGAAAAGCGGAUUUUUUACAGCCAUUGGCAAACCCGUGACAUGUUCUGCUGAAGCCAUCCAGAAGGCAAAAGCUGUCUUCAGUGACAUUACAGCAAUUCCAGAUAUUUCAGACACAAAGGCGAAUGUGGAAUGUAAAGAGGGACAAAAAGGUCCACCAGAAAUACAUUGUUCUUUCACAACUGCAGGAGGCACAAAAGUUGAGGUGUCACAGAAAAGCCUACUGAAAGCAAAGCUUCUUUUGAAAGAACCUGCUGAUGGAGAAAGUCCUGAUUCUACAUGUAUCGCAAGCCUAUACUCCAUAACCUCUUUUGGCACCUAUAAGUCUGAUCUAUCAAAAAUAGAUAUUUUGAAAAACACUUCAGAUUGUAAUUUCCAUAAAGCCAAUCAGCAUGAUCUCCCUGGAGUGGGUGUUGCUCCUCAGGAAGUUGUCCCAUGCAGUGAGAGACUAGAUUCAACUGUUGGAACUGUUGAAACGGUUGGAAGCUCCAGUCAGUGUAAUUUUGAAAUGGUGAAUGACAGAUGUGAUCCUGAUUUGGAGAACAUAUCCAAAGAUUCAUUAAAGAUCAAGGACUGUACAUUUACCACCUUUGGAAUAAAAUGUUCAAUGGUUCACUCUGAAAUCAGUCAAUGCUGCACUGGCGCACGCAGCUUGCUGAGUACAGAGGAGUCUGCCAUUCUAAGCACUCACUCACGUGACCUCAGAGGUUGCAUGGAUACACAGCAGGAAGCUCUGGAUUGUACCAAAGCAUUUUUAGAAGAUGACGUUCAGAUUGGUAAAGGUCUCUCCAUGAUAUUAGAAAAUGUGCCAUUGCAAGAUAAAGCAAAGGCCAGCAAGAGCUCUAACAAGACACAAAGGGGAGCAGGAAAACGUUCUGUGGAGGAUGCAGAUAUGAGCAGUCAGCCUCCCCUGAAAAGAAGUUUGAUGGAAGAUUUUGACAGAGCUGUAGAUUGUCCAGUGGGGCCUACUGUCCUCCCUGAAAGAAUGUAUCCAGAUGGUAUGAUGAAAGACAGGAGUGUGUUUCAGUAUAGCAACUCACUUCAGCCAAUUAUGACAACACCACCCACGGAUGUAAAAAACUCUAUAGAUAGCCAGUGGCAGAUGAGAACACCACACUUCACCCCAGGAGGAGGUAGAUCUUCACAUUCCAAGAUGACAGUUUUUGUUCCUCCAUUUCCAAAAAAUAAAAAGAGAGAAGCACACAAAAGUACUGUGCCCAGGGACAGCACAACAGCUACAUUUGUUCCUCCAUUCAAAAAAGUGAGAACUAUUCUCCAUGAAAGAUAUUCAUCAAAGCCAGAAGAGCCUGCUCAAGCAAACACUUUUGUUCCAGUAACCUCAAAAACACUAAGUAGGACAGAGGUCACUGGUACAAUGAGCACAGAAGACAUUUGGACAUCGUCCUUGGUUGAAACUGGAAGUGAUAAACAUCUGAAUAGUCUGAACCUUCUUGUGGACUGUGGAGUAGAUGUUCUGACUACAGAAACACCAGAAGUGGAGGACAAACCUGAAGGCCAGGAUUUGGUACAGAACCUUCAGAACAUAGACCUGGCAAGAGAUAUGCAAGAAAUGAGAAUAAGGAAAAAGAAACGGCAGACCAUUCGACCUGUACCAGGGAGUGUUUUUCUAACUAAAAUGUCAGGAGCAUCAAGAAUUUCAUUGAAACUUGCAGUGAAUGGACAAAACCCCAGCAAAUGCACUCCAAAAGAGUUGCAUUGUUACGGGGUGCAUCAGCAUGUGAUUGAGAUCACCAGCGAGACUGCAGAGUCGUAUCGCUUCAGUUUACAGCGUUUUUUUGGACUGGAGGCAUUUAUAGUUGAAGGUGGUGUUCAGCUUGCUGAUGGAGGUUGGCUGAUCCCCAGCAAUGAUGGGACUGCAGGGAAAGAAGAAUUCUAUAGGGCACUGUGUGACACACCAGGGGUAGAUCCAAAGCUGAUCAGUGAAGAGUGGGUGAACAAUCACUACCGGUGGAUAGUGUGGAAACGGGCCUCCAUGGAAAGAUCCUUUCCAGAAAUAAUGGGUAGCCUCUGUCUCACCCCAGAACAAGUUCUCUUACAGCUGAAGUACAGAUAUGAUGUGGAGGUGGACCACAGCCGCAGAUCAGCUCUGAGAAAGAUCAUGGAAAGGGACGACACCGCGGCAAAAACCCUGGUUCUCUGUGUUUGCGGGGUCGUCUCCUGGGGUCAUUCACAAUCAACUCAGAAUGAGAACAACAACAAGGCCGCACAGGGUCCCAGCUCAAAGGCUAAAAAUCCCAUUGCAGUUGUGUGGAUGACAGAUGGGUGGUAUCCCAUUAAAGCCCAGCUAGAUGGACCUUUGACAGUGCUACUCCAGACAGGUCGGCUGACUGUUGGUGACAAGUUGAUCACUCAUGGGGCUCAGUUGAUAGGAUCGCAAGAUGCUUGUUCCCCUCUUGAGGCACCGGACACUCUCAUGCUGAAGAUUUGUGCCAAUAGCAGCAGACCUGUACGAUGGGACACUAAGCUGGGGUUUUACAGAGAUCCUCGACCAUUCUUACUUCCUCUGUCUUCUUUGUACAGCAGUGGUGGGCCAGUAGGCUGUUUGGACAUUGUCAUACUGAGAAGUUACCCCAUACAGUGGAUGGAAAAAAAAACAGAUGGAGGUAUUGUGUUUCGUUCUGCUCGUGCAGAAGAGAGAGAGGAGAGACGUUACAACAGCCACAAACAGAAGGCCAUGGAAACCCUUUUUGCCAAGAUUCAAGCUGAAUUUGAGGAUGAAGAAAAAGGUAUUAACAAACCUCUUGGUGGAAAGCGGACACUUGGUCUUCAAGAUAUGGCAAGUCUGCAAGAUGGAGAGGAGCUGCAUGAAGCAGUGGGAGAUGAUCCAGCUUACCUAGAGGCUAAUUUGAGUGAGAAACAGUUGCAGACUUUAUGUAGCUACAGGCGCUCACUGGUGGAGAAAAAACAGGGUGAUAUCCAGGAAAGGUACCGUCGUGCUGUGGAAAAUGCAGAGGGCAAUGAAGAAGGCUGCCCCAAGCGAGAUGUUAGCCCUGUAUGGAGACUCUGCGUUGCCGAUUCCAUGGAGCAACUUGGAAAUUUUUACCAGUUGAACCUUUGGCGGCCUUCUCUGGAGCUACAGUCUUUGCUGAGGGAAGGUUGUCGAUAUAAAGUCUAUAACCUCACCACUUCUGAUGGAAAGAAACACAUUGGUAACACAAGAGUUCAGCUCACUGCAACAAAGAAGACACAGAUUCAGGAGAAACAGGUGUCCCAGGAGUGGUUGUCAACACGUUUUCAACCUCGGGCAUCUGUCAGUUUUGUGGAUCUUCAAAACCCAGAAUUCCAGCCAUUGUGUGGAGAGGUUGAUCUUGUGGGCUAUGUCAUCACAAUCAUUGAUGAGCAUGGUUCUUCUCCUGCAUUUUAUCUGGUCGACGGGGAACAGAACUUUGUUAAAGUGCGCUGUUUCAGUGGCUUUGCUCAGUCUGGCUUGGAGGACAUUGUCAAACCACUGGUGCUGCUGGCUCUGAGCAACCUUCAGCUGAGAACUCACUGCUCAUCAACCCUUCCUGUUGCGUUUGCUGGAGACUUGACCAUCUUUUCUACCAACCCUAAAGAAAUUCAUUUGCAGGAGACCCUCGGCAAACUAAGAAACAUGAUUCAGGGUCAGGACAAAUACUUUUCAGCUGCUGAGGAGAAGCUUUCUCAUCUCAUUCGAGCUGAUGGCCUGAGCUUCACGUCUCCAGCUUUGCAACCUUCAACUCCUGGUCACAAAAUGGACAGAAGACAAGACACCCCAGCAUCUAUAACAUCUUGCCAGCCAGUCAGAAGCCUUGGUUCAUUCACCCCUGUGACCAGGAAUCUUCCUCCCAUAAAUUGUUCGGCAGAGAAAGACCCAAGAAGCCUCAAGAGAAAGAGAGCUCUGGACUAUCUUUCUCGUAUCCCAUCUCCUCCUCCACUAACCCAUCUGGGGUCAGUGAUUUCACCUUCCAUAAAGAAGACUUUUCAUCCCCCUCGGAGGUCUGGGACACCUGGCACUUUAAAAACUGCACAGACCCCUGCUCGCAAACCUGAUAAUUCACCCGUAGAAGUUGAAUGGGUCGGUGAUGAGGAACUGGUUAUGAUUGAUACCCAGGCUUUCCAUGUUGGAGAAUUACUAAUGUCAUCUUCUGCUGACACAGAGAGACGCACUGGUGAUAAUUCACAGAGUAACAAUGAAGACGACAAAGUCGGAUUCACCAGCACCGCCUUCAUUGGACCGGCAGGUCCUCCACAUACAGAGAAGACGGACAUCGAAGACAAACUGAGUGAGUUUUACAAAGAACUUGAGCACAUCGACUCACUUCACGGUGCUGAUGGUAACCAAGAGAAAAAAGAUGCAGCCUUACCUCAGACAUCCAUAUCACCCAAAACAUUAGAUACGCCGAAAGCCAGCUCAGGACAAACUCAUCACAUCAGCAUAUCCUCAGAUGGGAACACUGAGCAGGGAAGCAGGCAUCAGAAACUCCCAUCCUGGCCGCACUGGUAUCAAAAUGAGCCAUACAGGAAACAGAGGACCAGCAGCACGGACAUGAUCUCUGGCAUGAACAUGCCAACAAAUCCAAGCUUCCACAGACACCUGUUCCAUCGAUAUCCAUCUCCAUCUACUAUAUUCACCCGCACGUCCAGCUUUCCAAACAAGAGUCAUCCCUGGUCCCGCUCAGAACCAGAAGUGAUUCCCAAGCAGAGUGAGAAGGCCUUGGAUGAAGUGGAUUGUUACAGUGAUGACAAGAAAACCUUAGAUAUCAACAACAAAAUUAAAAAACUUGGAAAUUUCACUGAAGAAGCUGAAUGGCACUGGAGAAGGCACCCCACCACUGUAAAAUGUUUCCCACCCAGUGAUCAAAUUUGUGACAGUAUGCUGCAGAAAACUCCACAUUCCUUUCCUUCUGUGGAGGCUUCAGGAUUCAGAACGGCUUCCAGUAACUAUAUAAAGGUUUCCUUGGCAAACCUCAAGAGAGCCAGGCAUCUUUUUGAAGAGAAUGAAGGUGAAAACCUUUCUGAAGACCAAGUCACCAAAUCUAUGCAUCAGAGCAAUGCCAAAAUUAGCACUGUUGUUGGAUCAGGGAAAAAUAAAAACUCAAAUCAUCCAACAUGUUCAGCUAAAAAACUGAAGACACUUAACAGCUUCACAAAAGCUGAUGUGACAGAGCUGUGCAGUCUGUUGGAAGAAGCAGACACUCAGUUUGAAUUUACACAGUUCAAAGCUACCAAACUAAACCAACGUUGCAAAGGUAAUGCCACAUCUUCUCAGGAAGCUGACAAAGAAGUUGACCCUGAUUUUUCAGGAAUAGAUUUUGAUGACAGCUUCGAUUUAGAUGCUGAAAAGCACUUUGAAAAAGCAACUGACAAAAUGGCCUCUAUUUCUCAUCAUAAAUGUAACCAUGAACCACUGAUUACUUUAAAUAAAGCCAGAAGUCCUUCAGAGUCAAAUGCAGUCAAAGAUGAAAAUUCCUCCACUGAAGAUGUGCAUCUAUCUUCUAAGCAUAGUCCUGAAUGCAGUAGCAGGACUGCAUUAAAGGAACCUGUAAAUCUUGACAGAGCUGGAUAUACUACAACAAACAAGCCUGAGAACAAAAAUCCCUCAGUGCUUGGUUUGGGAUUUAAAACUGCAGGAGGAAACAACUUGAAAGUUUCAAAAGUAGGUCUGAGCAAAGCAGUGGCUUUGUUUGCCGAUUUAGAGAAUCCCAUGACAGUCCCAGAAACUGGUGGCAGCAGUCAGAAUCAGAAAUCACCAGACCAGCAAAGUCUUGAAAGUGUUACUCAUAAUGAGCUUCAGCAAAGUGUGGCUAAAGACACUGGUAAAAUUUUGUGUAGUAGAGAGGAUGAGUGUAAUUUCAACGGAAGUAGCUUGGAGAGAGAUCCAGUCUGUUUUUGCAACCUGACAGACAAGCAUUCCUCAUUUUGUACAAAUGAUGAACUUGCAAUGGACCUUUUUGGAAUCAAUAAAAUUGUUUCAAAUACCUCUCAAAUGGGCUUCCAGACAGCAAGUGGGAAAGGGAUUUCCAUUUCUGCUAAAGCGAUGCAAGAGGCAAAUACUUUCUUCAAAGACUCUGACCUUAAGUACAGUGGAGCUGGUAUGUCAGGAAUACAAAGAGUCGGUGAGAAAAAUCUUCUGACAUAUGCAAAUGUUCAGCAUAUGAAAGUGAACAAUUCUGAGGAAUCUCUACAGGGAUCCAUUGUGUGUGAACAUGUAGAUAUUGGAUUAGGUACUGCUCAUGAAAAACAUCAAGAUGAUGCUGAAGUACCAGUGUUGCAUAUAAUCUUCAACACCAAAGUCUCUUCUUCAUCUCUGUGUACAUCAAAUAUUGGUUCCUCUGUUACUGCUGGAAAGAGCAGUUGUGGAUUCAGCACAGCAAGUGGGAAGAAAGUGUAUGUGUCAGCUAAUGCAAUGGCAAAAGCAAAGUCUCUUUUGAAUGAAAGUGAUAUGAUUGAGGCCGGUGACAGCCACCUGAAACUAGAUGACACUUCAAGAGUAAGUCAUCCAAUUAGCAUAAUUCAGGCUUCACCACAGCAAAAUGCUGGUUUUCAAACAGCAAGCGGCAGGCUUUCAGUUUCAUCUGCAGCUCUUCAGAAAGCAAAAUCUUUUUUGAGUGAAUGGGAUGUUGAGGACAAAGACGAAACCCCCCAUUCCAGUGUCUGUAUCCCACCAAGGAAAAGCGGAUUUUUUACAGCCAUUGGCAAACCCGUGACAUGUUCUGCUGAAGCCAUCCAGAAGGCAAAAGCUGUCUUCAGUGACAUUACAGCAAUUCCAGAUAUUUCAGACACAAAGGCGAAUGUGGAAUGUAAGAGGGACAAAAAGGUCCACCAGAUACAUUGUUCUUUCACAACUGCAGGAGGCACAAAAGUUGAGGUGUCACAGAAAAGCCUACUGAAAGCAAAGCUUCUUUUGAAAGAACCUGCUGAUGGAGAAAGUCCUGAUUCUACAUGUAUCGCAAGCCUAUACUCCAUAACCUCUUUUGGCACCUAUAAGUCUGAUCUAUCAAAAUUGGGUGUUGCUCCUCAGGAAGUUGUCCCAUGCAGUGAGAGACUAGAUUCAACUGUUGGAACUGUUGAAACGGUUGGAAGCUCCAGUCAGUGUAAUUUUGAAAUGGUGAAUGACAGAUGUGAUCCUGAUUUGGAGAACAUAUCCAAAGAUUCAUUAAAGAUCAAGGACUGUACAUUUACCACCUUUGGAAUAAAAUGUUCAAUGGUUCACUCUGAAAUCAGUCAAUGCUGCACUGGCGCACGCAGCUUGCUGAGUACAGAGGAGUCUGCCAUUCUAAGCACUCACUCACGUGACCUCAGAGGUUGCAUGGAUACACAGCAGGAAGCUCUGGAUUGUACCAAAGCAUUUUUAGAAGAUGACGUUCAGAUUGGUAAAGGUCUCUCCAUGAUAUUAGAAAAUGUGCCAUUGCAAGAUAAAGCAAAGGCCAGCAAGAGCUCUAACAAGACACAAAGGGGAGCAGGAAAACGUUCUGUGGAGGAUGCAGAUAUGAGCAGUCAGCCUCCCCUGAAAAGAAGUUUGAUGGAAGAUUUUGACAGAGCUGUAGAUUGUCCAGUGGGGCCUACUGUCCUCCCUGAAAGAAUGUAUCCAGAUGGUAUGAUGAAAGACAGGAGUGUGUUUCAGUAUAGCAACUCACUUCAGCCAAUUAUGACAACACCACCCACCCAGUGGCAGAUGAGAACACCACACUUCACCCCAGGAGGAGGUAGAUCUUCACAUUCCAAGAUGACAGUUUUUGUUCCUCCAUUUCCAAAAAAUAAAAAGAGAGAAGCACACAAAAGUACUGUGCCCAGGGACAGCACAACAGCUACAUUUGUUCCUCCAUUCAAAAAAGUGAGAACUAUUCUCCAUGAAAGAUAUUCAUCAAAGCCAGAAGAGCCUGCUCAAGCAAACACUUUUGUUCCAGUAACCUCAAAAACACUAAGUAGGACAGAGGUCACUGGUACAAUGAGCACAGAAGACAUUUGGACAUCGUCCUUGGUUGAAACUGGAAGUGAUAAACAUCUGAAUAGUCUGAACCUUCUUGUGGACUGUGGAGUAGAUGUUCUGACUACAGAAACACCAGAAGUGGAGGACAAACCUGAAGGCCAGGAUUUGGUACAGAACCUUCAGAACAUAGACCUGGCAAGAGAUAUGCAAGAAAUGAGAAUAAGGAAAAAGAAACGGCAGACCAUUCGACCUGUACCAGGGAGUGUUUUCUAACUAAAGUCAGGAGCAUCAAGAAUUUCAUUGAAACUUGCAGUGAAUGGACAAAACCCCAGCAAAUGCACUCCAAAAGAGGUAAAGUCUGGCUGGGUGCAUCAGCAUGUGAUUGAGAUCACCAGCGAGACUGCAGAGUCGUAUCGCUUCAGUUUACAGCGUUUUUUUGGACUGGAGGCAUUUAUAGUUGAAGGUGGUGUUCAGCUUGCUGAUGGAGGUUGGCUGAUCCCCAGCAAUGAUGGGACUGCAGGGAAAGAAGAUUUCUUCUCUGUCGACAGGGCACUGUGUGACACACCAGGGGUAGAUCCAAAGCUGAUCAGUGAAGAGUGGGUGAACAAUCACUACCGGUGGAUAGUGUGGAAACGGGCCUCCAUGGAAAGAUCCUUUCCAGAAAUAAUGGGUAGCCUCUGUCUCACCCCAGAACAAGUUCUCUUACAGCUGAAGUACAGAUAUGAUGUGGAGGUGGACCACAGCCGCAGAUCAGCUCUGAGAAAGAUCAUGGAAAGGGACGACACCGCGGCAAAAACCCUGGUUCUCUGUGUUUGCGGGGUCGUCUCCUGGGGUCAUUCACAAUCAACUCAGAAUGAGAACAACAACAAGGCCGCACAGGGUCCCAGCUCAAAGGCUAAAAAUCCCAUUGCAGUUGUGUGGAUGACAGAUGGGUGGUAUCCCAUUAAAGCCCAGCUAGAUGGACCUUUGACAGUGCUACUCCAGACAGGUCGGCUGACUGUUGGUGACAAGUUGAUCACUCAUGGGGCUCAGUUGAUAGGAUCGCAAGAUGCUUGUUCCCCUCUUGAGGCACCGGACACUCUCAUGCUGAAGAUUUGUGCCAAUAGCAGCAGACCUGUACGAUGGGACACUAAGCUGGGGUUUUACAGAGAUCCUCGACCAUUCUUACUUCCUCUGUCUUCUUUGUACAGCAGUGGUGGGCCAGUAGGCUGUUUGGACAUUGUCAUACUGAGAAGUUACCCCAUACAGUGGAUGGAAAAAAAAACAGAUGGAGGUAUUGUGUUUCGUUCUGCUCGUGCAGAAGAGAGAGAGGAGAGACGUUACAACAGCCACAAACAGAAGGCCAUGGAAACCCUUUUUGCCAAGAUUCAAGCUGAAUUUGAGGAUGAAGAAAAAGGUAUUAACAAACCUCUUGGUGGAAAGCGGACACUUGGUCUUCAAGAUAUGGCAAGUCUGCAAGAUGGAGAGGAGCUGCAUGAAGCAGUGGGAGAUGAUCCAGCUUACCUAGAGGCUAAUUUGAGUGAGAAACAGUUGCAGACUUUAUGUAGCUACAGGCGCUCACUGGUGGAGAAAAAACAGGGUGAUAUCCAGGAAAGGUACCGUCGUGCUGUGGAAAAUGCAGAGGGCAAUGAAGAAGGCUGCCCCAAGCGAGAUGUUAGCCCUGUAUGGAGACUCUGCGUUGCCGAUUCCAUGGAGCAACUUGGAAAUUUUUACCAGUUGAACCUUUGGCGGCCUUCUCUGGAGCUACAGUCUUUGCUGAGGGAAGGUUGUCGAUAUAAAGUCUAUAACCUCACCACUUCUGAUGGAAAGAAACACAUUGGUAACACAAGAGUUCAGCUCACUGCAACAAAGAAGACACAGAUUCAGGAGAAACAGGUGUCCCAGGAGUGGUUGUCAACACGUUUUCAACCUCGGGCAUCUGUCAGUUUUGUGGAUCUUCAAAACCCAGAAUUCCAGCCAUUGUGUGGAGAGGUUGAUCUUGUGGGCUAUGUCAUCACAAUCAUUGAUGAGCAUGGUUCUUCUCCUGCAUUUUAUCUGGUCGACGGGGAACAGAACUUUGUUAAAGUGCGCUGUUUCAGUGGCUUUGCUCAGUCUGGCUUGGAGGACAUUGUCAAACCACUGGUGCUGCUGGCUCUGAGCAACCUUCAGCUGAGAACUCACUGCUCAUCAACCCUUCCUGUUGCGUUUGCUGGAGACUUGACCAUCUUUUCUACCAACCAAGAAAUUCAUUUGCAGGAGACCCUCGGCAAACUAAGAAACAUGAUUCAGAUAACAUCUUGCCAGCCAGUCAGAAGCCUUGGUUCAUUCACCCCUGUGACCAGGAAUCUUCCUCCCAUAAAUUGUUCGGCAGAGAAAGACCCAAGAAGCCUCAAGAGAAAGAGAGCUCUGGACUAUCUUUCUCGUAUCCCAUCUCCUCCUCCACUAACCCAUCUGGGGUCAGUGAUUUCACCUUCCAUAAAGAAGACUUUUCAUCCCCCUCGGAGGUCUGGGACACCUGGCACUUUAAAAACUGCACAGACCCCUGCUCGCACACCUGAUAAUUCACCCGUAGAAGUGAAUGGGUCGGUGAUGAUGAACUGGUUAUGA
This is a messenger RNA of Thalassophryne amazonica, 14658 nucleotides long. RefSeq names its product BRCA2 DNA repair associated (gene brca2). NCBI's taxonomy places the organism in Eukaryota, Metazoa, Chordata, Actinopteri, Batrachoidiformes, Batrachoididae. Gene Ontology annotation, biological process: regulation of DNA-templated transcription; double-strand break repair via homologous recombination. Gene Ontology annotation, cellular component: nucleus. The record is from RefSeq and is a predicted model, not a curated record.